AUGUCCCAGGCCCUCAGCGACUUCGCCGAGUACGUCGAAAAGCAGCAGGCGCUCCGGUACCCGAGCUCCAAGCCGGCCGACACCACAAGAGUGACCGUCAUCCCCGAGCACCAGCAUGCCGAACUCGACGAGCUCUUCGACAACCUCGACCUGGCCGAGGUCACCCCCAACGUACGGUUGAAGGACCUGCUGCUGGCGACCGACGACGACGCGCUUCGGGAUCUGGAGAGGGUGGUCCAGGAGAGGAUACUCGAAGGCCACGGGGAGACCGUCUUCGAACUCGGCUUCGAGAACAGCGGCGAAUCCAUGGGGCUGUCCCUCGACCAGUGGAAUGCAGCCCAUACAAGACUGAAGGAUGCGGCCAAGAGGAUACGGGCCGACUGCCACACGCUCAUCACGAAAAACGUCGGCGGCGAUGUCGAGGCCCCGAGCGCCAAGACCGGCAAGGACAGCCACUGCAGCGGCAAGAUCAUGAUCCGCCAGGCCCCGGCAACAGUGGAGGAUGUAAUUGAAACGCGGAUAGCUGUAGUAGGCAACGUUGACGCAGGCAAGAGCUCCCUUCUGGGUGUUCUGGUCAAGGGCGACCUCGACGACGGCAGAGGACGAGCACGGGUGAACCUCUUCCGACACAAGCAUGAGAUCGAGACGGGCAGGACCAGCUCUGUGGGCAUGGAGAUUCUGGGUUUCGACACGGUCGGAGAAGUGGUCACUUCUGAGACCCCCGGACGGAAACUCUCGUGGGAGGAAAUUGGAAAGCGCAGCGCCAAAGUCAUCACGUUCACCGACCUGGCAGGCCACGAAAAGUACCUGCGGACGACCGUGUUCGGGCUGCUCUCCAGCAGCCCGAACUACUGCCUGCUGAUGGUGGCGGCGAACAAUGGGCUGAUCGGCAUGAGCAAGGAGCACCUGGGCAUCGCGCUGGCGCUCAACGUGCCCGUCAUGGUGGUCAUCACAAAGAUUGACAUUUGCCCGCCGCAGAUCCUCGACCAGACGGUCAACCAGAUAACAAAGAUCCUCAAGAGUCCCGGGGCGCGCAAGAUCCCCAUCUUCAUCAAGGACCGCGAGGAGUGCAUCAACACGGCAACGCAGUUCAUCAGCCAGAGGAUAUGCCCCGUGUUCCAGGUGUCCAACGUGACGGGCGAGAACCUCGACCUGGUCCGCACGUUCCUCAACAUCCUGCCGCACCACGGCCGCUACGACUCGGACGCUCCCUUCGAGUUCCACGUUAACGACACGUUCUCGGUGCCGUUCGUCGGCACGGUGGUCUCGGGCAUCGUCAAAUCGGGCGUCAUCCACGCGGGGGACAACGUACUCGUCGGGCCCGACUCGUUGGGGCAGUUCACGGCCACCAGCAUCCGCUCGAUCGAGCGCAAGCGGCUCGGCGUGCCGGCCGCGUCGGCGGGGCAGUCCGCAUCGUUCGCGCUCAAGAAGGUCCGUCGCAAGGACGUCAGAAAGGGCAUGGUGGUUCUGCCCAAGAUCGAGGGGCAGCCGGCGCCCAAGGUGCACAGAGAGUUCAUUGCGGAAGUCCUGAUCCUGUCCCAUGCCACCACCAUCAAGACCAAGUACCAGGCCAUGCUGCACGUCGGGCCAGUCUCACAGACGUGCGCCAUCAUCGACGUCGACCGGCCGUACAUCCGGACGGGCGAUAGGGCGACGGUGGCGUUCCGGUUCGUCCAGCGGCCCGAAUACCUCGCGCCGGGCGACCGGUUGCUAUUCCGGGAAGGCAGGACCAAGGGGCUAGGGAUCGUCAAGUCGGUCGGCUACGACCCCGACAAGCCGCUGUACCCGCACGGCGACACCGCGGCGACGGCCGAGGGCGCGGGCCAGGGCGAGGAGGAGUAG
Messenger RNA from Colletotrichum navitas, 1842 nucleotides. Its product is annotated as elongation factor Tu GTP binding domain-containing protein. The record is from RefSeq and is a predicted model, not a curated record. The coding region runs from base 1 to 1842 and encodes 613 amino acids. The transcript is spliced from 4 exons. Gene Ontology annotation, biological process: translational elongation. Lineage: Eukaryota; Fungi; Ascomycota; Sordariomycetes; Glomerellales; Glomerellaceae. Gene Ontology annotation, molecular function: GTPase activity; translation elongation factor activity; GTP binding.